This is a messenger RNA of Xenopus tropicalis (tropical clawed frog), 4809 nucleotides long. It is a transcript of the gene adgra3, whose product is annotated as adhesion G protein-coupled receptor A3. Gene Ontology annotation, molecular function: transmembrane signaling receptor activity; G protein-coupled receptor activity. Lineage: Eukaryota; Metazoa; Chordata; Amphibia; Anura; Pipidae. The transcript is spliced from 19 exons. Bases 300 to 4241 code for a protein of 1313 amino acids. Gene Ontology annotation, cellular component: membrane. The record is from RefSeq and is a predicted model, not a curated record. Gene Ontology annotation, biological process: cell surface receptor signaling pathway; G protein-coupled receptor signaling pathway.
CCCGUGUGAUCCCAUUGUGUGUGUCCGGCAGCUUUCCCCCCUCCCCGGGAGCAUGUCUGUGCAUGGAGACGCAGGGGGAGGAGAGGAUGCCGGGACAGGAGGCUUGUGUGUGAGGCCAGUGCAACUUAUAUCUGUGUAUAGAGGCCCCACGGCGGAAAGCUAGCCCCUCACACUGAGAGACGGGUAUCUGGGUGGCGAUACAGGCGCUAGGGGGAGCGUCCUACAAACACCCCCUCCCCACACGUACCGACCCUGGGAUACGGAGAGAUCGGCCUGCCUGUUGGACUGUAAGCCUGGGGAUGGCGAGCCGGGAGUCGGUGCUGCUGCUCCUGUUGGCCGGGAUCCUGCUGGCUGCCGAGUGGGAAGGAGGAGGCGGAGGGAGCGGCCUGGUGGUAUCUCUGCCCCCCGGCUGUAAGCAGGACGCCAGGCCCCGGGGAGCCGCCAGGAGUGCGGCCGCAGAAGCAGGGAAAGUUCUGUGUAUCGGGCUGGGGGCCGGCAGGAGCCUUCCCCUGGGGCCCUUACCCAACAGGACCAGCACCCUAAUUCUCAACAAUAAUAAGAUUAAUGAAUUAAACAACGGUUCCUUUGAAGGUCUAAGCUUCCUUGAAAGACUGGAUCUCCGAAACAACCUGAUUAGUUCUAUUGAACCUGGAGCGUUCCUUGGUCUUGUGUCUCUCAAACGAUUAGAUUUAGCCAACAACAGGAUUGGAUGCCUCAAUGCAGACAUAUUCAAAGGCCUCACAAAUUUAGCAAAACUAAAUCUUUCAGGCAAUAUGUUUUCCUCAUUGGCACAAGGAACAUUUGUAAAUCUGGUUUCAUUAAAAUCACUAGAGUUUCAAACGGAUUUCCUCCUCUGUGACUGUAACCUUAUGUGGAUGCUUCGCUGGAUUAGAGAGAAAAAUAUAACUGUCCGUGAUACCAGAUGUUCCUACCCCAAGUCUCUCCAAGGGCAGCCAGUAACAUCUCUGAAACAAGAGCAGCUGACCUGUGAAUCUCCUCUUGAGCUGCCAUCUUUUUACAUGACUCCGUCCCACCGUCAGGUUGUUUUUGAAGGGGACAGCCUUCCUUUCCAAUGCAUGGCAUCCUACAUUGACCAGGACAUGCAGGUUUUAUGGUACCAAGAUGGCAAAAUCGUGGAAACCGAUGAAUCACAGGGUAUAUAUGUUGAGAAGAACACAAUCCACAAUUGCUCAUUAAUUGCAAGUGCACUUACAAUUUCCAAUAUCCAAGCGGGCUCCACUGGGAACUGGGGAUGCCAAGUUCAAAGCAGACGUGGUAAUAAUACCAGGACAGUGGAUAUUGUAGUGCUGGAGAGCUCUGCACAGUACUGCCCUCUUGAAAGGGUUGUAAACAACAAAGGAGAUUUCAGGUGGCCGAGAACAUUAGCAGGCAUCACUGCAUACCUUCUCUGUACCCGUUACUCUGCUGGAAGUGGCAUAUAUCCUGGCAACCAACAAGAUGACAGAAGAGCCUGGCGUAGGUGUGACAGGGGAGGCUUUUGGGCAGAGGAGGACUAUUCCCGGUGCCAGUAUGCAAACGAUGUAACCCGGGUCCUUUUCAUGUUUAAUCAGAUGCCUCUUAAUCUCACAAAUGCAGUGGCAACAGCAAGGCAGUUACUGGCAUACACGGUGGAAGCAGCAAAUUUUUCAGACAAGAUGGAUGUGAUCUUUGUCGCAGAAAUGAUUGAAAAAUUUGGCCGGUUUGCCGAAAAAUACAAAGAACUUAGUGAUGUGAUGGUGGACAUAGCAAGUAAUAUAAUGCUGGCCGACGAGCGUGUAUUGUGGAUGGCUCAGAAAGAUGCAAAAGCUUGCAGUCGAAUAGUUCAGUGCCUGCAGCGUAUCGCUACCUAUCGAUUGGCCAAUGCGGUUCAAGUUUACUCCACAUACUCUCCAAACAUUGCUUUGGAAGCAUAUGUGAUCAAAUCUGCUCUCUUCACUGGAAUGACCUGCACAGUUUUUCAAAAAGUUGCUGCCGCAGACCGUACAGUGCAUGCUGACUUUGGCCGACGAGAUCCAGAUGGCAGCCUGGAUAAACAACUAAGCUUCAAGUGCAAUGUGUCCAACACCUUUAGCAGCUUAGCAUUAAAGAACACUGUUGUGGAGGCAUCUAUUCAACUUCCAUCUGCACUUGUGCCAAAAGAGAAACGAGAACGCAGAGCAAUGGACGAGUCUUUCUACAAGCUUCAACUAAUUGCAUUUCGGAAUGGAAAGCUCUUCCCAACAGCAGGAAACUCCUCACACCUUGGUGAUGAUGGAAAGAGGCGAACAGUGGUCACACCUGUCAUUCUUGCCAAACUAGAUGGGCCGAACCGAAAUAUUCCCAGUGUCCCUAUUAAUAUAACUCUACGGCGCUUUGCUAACGGGAAGGAUGCAGUUGCAGCUCAGUGGGAUUUUGAUCUGCUUAACGGGCAAGGUGCAUGGAAAUCAGAAGGGUGCCAUAUAAUUGCAUCAGAUGAAAACAUAACCACCAUCCAGUGCUCCUCUCUCAGCAACUAUGCGGUACUAAUGGACCUUACAGGAACAGAGGUAUACAGCCACCCAGUCACCCUCUUGCACCCCGUGGUGUACGCGUCCGCCGUUGUCUUACUCUUGUGCUUACUGCUGCUUAUCAUCAGCUACUUGUACUUCCACAGUCUGGUACGAGUCAGCCUUAAAAGCUGGCACAUGUUGGUUAACCUAAGCCUCCAUGUGUUCCUGACCUGCGCCGUAUAUGUGGGAGGUAUAAAUCAGACGAGAUACGCCAGCGUAUGUCAAGCGGUGGGAAUCCUUCUACACUAUUCCACUCUUGCUACUGUACUUUGGGUGGGAGUAACUGCUCGCAACAUAUAUAAGCAAGUCACCAAAAAGGCCAAGCGAUGCCAGGACCCAGAUGACUUGCCCCCUCCCCCAAGGCCAAUGCUCAGGUUUUAUCUCAUUGGUGGAGGAAUCCCUAUAAUUGUGUGCGGCAUAACAGCAGCUGCGAAUAUAAAAAACUAUGGAAGCCAGCCCAACGCCCCCUACUGCUGGAUGGCAUGGGAACCAAGUCUGGGUGCGUUUUAUGGUCCUGCAAGUUUUAUCGUGUUUAUCAAUUGUAUGUACUUCCUGAGUAUAUUCAUUCAGCUGAAGCGCCAUCCUGACAGAGUGUUUGAGCUAAAAGAACAGACAGAGGAGCAGCAGCGAUUGGCCGCAAGUGAAAGUGGUGAAGGGAAUCAGCAAGACUCCCUCUCGGUGUCCUUGGUGUCUACUUCAGCUUUAGAGAAUGAGCAGACCUUUCAGGCGCAGCUUCUUGGUGCCAGCCUUACUUUAUUUCUCUUUGUGUCUCUCUGGAUAUUUGGGGCUUUGGCCGUCUCUUUGUAUUACCCCAUGGACUUGGUAUUCAGCUGCUUCUUUGGUGUAAGUUGUUUAAGCCUUGGUGCCUUUUUAGUUGUACACCAUUGCAUGAACAGAGAAGACUUGAGACGUGCUUUAAUGAACACUUUCUGCCCCGGGAGGAGUACAUAUUCUGUGCAAGUUAAUGUUCCGCCAUCUAAUUCUAACGGGACUAAUGGUGAUGCGCCAAAAUGUACAAACAGCAGCGCAGAGUCUUCUUGCACAAAUAAAAGUGCCUCGAGCCUUAAGAACUCAUCACAAGGCUGCAAACUGACCAAUUUGCAAGCUGCGGCAGCACAAUGUAACACUAAUCCUUUGCCGGAAACCGCAGCCCCUCAGCUUGAUAACAGCCUCACAGAACAUUCAGUGGACAAUGACAUAAAAAUGCACGUUGCUCCUGUUGAGGUCCAGUACCGGCCCAAUGGUCACCCAUCCCGGCAUCACAAAAACCGAAGUAAAGGACAUCGCUCAAGUCGGCUUACAGUUCUUCGAGAAUAUGCCCAUGAUGUUCCUACAAGUGUGGAAGGAAGCGUCCAAAGUAUUGUGCCAAAGGCCAGGCAGAGUUAUGCAGAAGGCCAUUCUAGGAGUCGGAGAGCUUACUUAGCGUACAGAGAGCGCCAUUUUAACCAGUGUCACCAAGACAGCAGUGAUGCUGGGAGCACGCUUCCCAGAUACAGCAGGAGCAUAGAAAAGGUGGCCUCUAACAACAACAAAAAAGACAUUUUGAAAGAGCCAAUUGCUGUUGAACUUGAAAGCCAACAGAAAUCAUAUGGUUUAAACUUAGCAGUGCAGAAUGGCCCAGCUAAAGAUGACAUUGCUGAAGAUCCUCCAACAAAUGCAGACAGUAAUGGGAAUGUCAGAACUGGUCUCUGGAAACAUGAAACUACUGUGUAGUAUUGUCUUUUUUCCUAAACUGGGCAUAUCCACUAGAGGCCUUUCUAUGGAUUACAACUCCAGUCAUCUUCAGCCGGGUUGUCUAAGCUUGUAGAACCACUGGCUGAUGGUGAUGGCAUUGUGUUGGAUUGGGACUUUCAUGUCCAUUAUCUUCACUAUGAGUCGGACAACUAUAAUGCACUCUAAGCUUCCUUCUGCCUGUGGCUUAAGGUUGCGGGGUAUAUAAUAGCUGGAGAACAAAAUACUGCCUGACCUUCUCCUGGGUGUGAGCCAGUCCUCCUACAGACUUUCUAAUAGGAAAUGUUUACAGAACUUUUUGUAUGUACGUUUUUAUGGGAGACUAUGAACUUUGAAGAAUAAUGUUCUUUCUUACUCUGAAUCACUUUGUGUAAAAAAUUAUACUAUGUGCAAGUGUGAAUUUUAUUAUUUUUUUACCUUUUUUAAAGAAAACUGAAGAAAAACAAACUUUUGUAUUUUUUGACAUAUUAUGAAUGCCUUGUUCCCAGACAGAUUUGUAUUUAAGCGUGUAAUAAAUGGCGUUUAUCAUGGUCAUUUAAUUUAAAAAUUA